AUGGUGAAUGAACUUUUGUCUGCGUGGGGCCCCCGUGCUAAGUUCGUUGAUGAUCUUACCGCUUUGGAAAUUGUACCUAGAAAUUCCCCUUCCUUGAUGAAUCAUAUCGUGGCAGAUAUACACUCGUUUGCUGAAGUGAACAAUAUGAAGCUGAAUCCUGCCAAGUGUAAAGAUAUGAUUGUUAACUUUCUUCAUUUCAAUACUAGUGUUUUGCAACCUAUCAUCAUUGGUGCAACACGCGUGGAAUCU
Messenger RNA from Paramuricea clavata, 249 nucleotides. NCBI's taxonomy places the organism in Eukaryota, Metazoa, Cnidaria, Anthozoa, Malacalcyonacea, Plexauridae. The record is from the annotation of a GenBank genome assembly.